AUGAACAUCCCAGAACCAGAAUAUGACCUGAAUCGCUAUCGUCCAGUUACCGGUGCCUCCGGUAGCUGCUUGGGUGCUGACAAGGUUGCCAACUACAACACCGCUGCUGCUCAGCUUAAUCAGUGUUCUUUCCUAGCUCCGUCAGCUCCGUCGUAUGGGUGGAUUGAACCUUUACCUGCUAAGAACCCAAUGGGCGUGUUUCUCAUGAGCACGGAGGGGGUCCAAGCGUUGGUUGCAAAAGAUUCCUUGCGUUCAUGUGUGGAUUUUGUAGAAAUGUGUGAAGAGAAGUUGGGAAUCGCAGGGUGCUACAUCUUGAUCCCGAAGAGAACCGUUGGAGCCCAGCAGAUGAUCAAGUUUUUGGGCCAGUGUCUUGAUGUAAGCUUUGCUGAAGCUAAAGGCGUUGAGCUGUUGAGAGGCUACGAUACCCUAGACUGGUUUGUCUGCAAGUGUGAAUUAUGA
Candidozyma duobushaemuli is the source of this 459-nucleotide messenger RNA. RefSeq lists its product as uncharacterized. Bases 1 to 459 code for a protein of 152 amino acids. Lineage: Eukaryota; Fungi; Ascomycota; Pichiomycetes; Serinales; Metschnikowiaceae. The record is from RefSeq and is a predicted model, not a curated record. The transcript has 2 exons.